This is a messenger RNA of Homarus americanus (American lobster), 909 nucleotides long. RefSeq names its product ZZ-type zinc finger-containing protein 3-like. The record is from RefSeq and is a predicted model, not a curated record. Gene Ontology annotation, molecular function: zinc ion binding. Lineage: Eukaryota; Metazoa; Arthropoda; Malacostraca; Decapoda; Nephropidae.
GUACACGAACACCACUUCAAGUUCAAAGUAGAGUCCAAAAGUAUUUCAUAGCCCUCAAACGUGGAGGGCUACCAGUUCCAGGCAAAAAUCCAAGAUCAGCUGUUUUGAGAAAAGCGGGUGGACGAAAACGUGGUACAACACUCCAUGCAGUGUCAUCUGGGAGGAACUCAAUUUUCAUGAGAGCAUUCAACAUGUAUGAAGAUGAACAUCAUGGAGUAAAUAUUAGCAAUGUAUCAAAUUUAACAACUGCUGGUACUUUUGAUGACUUCUCAAGUAAAGAGCUGAUCGAGAGUGCACAGGAUGAGGAAGAUAUUGCAGAAGAGCUUCGAAACACAGAAGAGUAUCAAGAAAUAUUGAGGAUAAAGCAAGUCAGGUCAUUGAAGGUCCGUGAGAUGGAAACAGGCAUUAUUUCUCAUCCAGGAUUCACUUGUGAUGUAUGUGGCAUGGAACCCAUUUUUGGACCACGAUGGCACUGUGUUGAGUGUCCAGCUUCUACAAGUGUUGAUCUCUGUGAGAAGUGUGUCAAGACUGAUUUCUCCACUGAUUCACACAGAUCAUCUCACAUAUUGCAACCUUUUAAAGCACUCUGUAUCCGAGAUACCAUGGUAACAGCCAACUAAAGAAAACCAUGUGUUCACCUGAAUUUACUUAAGAAGAGUGACACACAUCAUGAUAUUCAGCCUUUUCACAUACACACUCACUGCUUAUUUUCAUUUUUGCACUCUGAGUAUUCCUUGUAAAUUUUUAUCCCCAAGGAUAGCAAAUUUAAUCCUUCUUUUCUUCCAAUCAAAUUACAGUGAACCCUCACUUUACGCGGUCAAUUGAACCCACGGCGGCCCGCGUAAAGUGAACAACAUAACAUAUGGGAUUAAUUGAAAUAGAGACCGGGCCGACCCCCAAACUCCACUU